GAAAACAAAAACCCAUCCACCCCACAAUUCCGACGCCACCCACACUCACCGGAGCGACGCCAAGCAGGCACCAUCAGGCAUCGCCUCCGGCAGGCAACCAGAGCCUCCCCAUCGUCACCUCCAGCUACUUCACCUCCCCACCCCCCGCCGCCGGUGCCGCGCCACUUGCUCGCCGCCUCCUAGAGCGGGCGGGGGACCACCAGGUACACCACUUCGUCCGUGCCCGGUGUUGUCUUCCCUUCGCCCCUCUUCCAGCUCUCCGAGUCCACCCGCGCGCCGGAGCUGGGAGGGAGGAAACCAGAUGCUGUUCUGCUGCUCUCUCUCGCCCCCGGGAAUCCAAACUUAUCCGCUCCCACCAUUCCAGCAGCAGAGCAGCUCCCCGCGGAAAGUACGCAGCUUCGGCCGGCACAAGAGCAGCAAGGCCGAGCAUCAAUAUUUCAGGGCGCAAUCUUCCCGGGCGCGGACCAGGGACCAACCUUUGCGUGCCCAAACGCACCCAGAUGAUGGCUACGGCCCUCCGGAGCAAGACCCUGAGGCCGAGGGGCGCUCGCCAGGCUCCCCGGACGCGGAGACGCUUGCUUCCUGGUUGCGUUCCUGCGGCACCGUGGCCGAUGUUCGGCGAGUGCACGGGGUUGCUGUGCGGUCGCCGGAUGGCCCGGGGAUUUUCCUGGCUAAUAAUUUGAUCACUUCAUAUGCGAGGUUCCAUGAGAUUUCAGACGCGAGGAAGGUGUUUGAUGAAAUGCCUGAGAGGACCGUUGUGUCGUGGACGGCUAUGAUGAAUGGGUAUCAGAAAUCGGGCAGCUACAGUGAGGUCGUCAGGCUGUUCUUGGAUAUGAUGGCCAGCGGGGAGCGAGGUAACAGCUUGAGUUUCGUCUGCUUGUUGAAGUCUUGUGGUGAGCAAUCCAAUGCUAAGCUAGGGCGGCAGGUCCAUUGUUGUGUUGUGAAAGGAGGGUGGAGCAACGUGAUUGUGGAUAGUGCCGUUGCACACUUCUAUGCUCGGUGUGGUGAUGUUGCCAGCGCUUCAAUGAUGUUCGAUAAGAUGACCUCUCGUGAUGUCAUCUCGUGGACAACAAUGAUCACGGCUUAUGUGCAGCAUGGGCGUGGGGAUAAGGCCCUUCAGAUGUUUCCGGCGAUGAUCUCUGAGGGAUUUCACCCUAAUGAGUUCACGGUGUGCAGCAUCCUCAAGGCUUGUGCAGAAGAGAAGGCUCUAAGAUGUGGGAAGCAGCUGCAUGGUGCUCUUGUGAAGAAGUUGUUCAAAAAUGACAUCCAUGUCGGCAGCGCUCUUGUUACCAUGUAUGCCAGAAACAGGGAAGUGUCUGAUGCUCAGGCAGUGUUUGAUAUGAUGCCUAGAAGAAACACUAUUACAUGGACUUCUCUGAUCUCGGGCUAUGCGCAGAGUAGCCAGGCUGAAAAGGCUAUCAUGUUGUUUCGACAGAUGAAGACGCGACGGGUGUCUGUUAACAAUCUUACCAUUGUUGGUCUUCUUAGUGCCUGUGGCUCCAUAAGAUCACUCAGUCUUGGUAAGGAACUGCAUGCACAGGUAAUAAAGAAUUCAAUUCAGGAGAAUCUUCAAAUUGGGAGUACGCUUGUUUGGUGCUACUGUAAAUGUGGAGAGUAUACAUAUGCUGCACGAAUUCUAGAAGAAAUGCCAGACCGUGAUGCUGUCUCAUGGACAGCUAUGAUUUCAGGCUACAAUAGUGUUGGUCAUAGUGCUGAAGCACUCAAGUCAUUAGAUGAUAUGUUAUGGGAUGGUGUGACUCCAAAUACCUACACUUAUUCCUCAGCUUUGAAAGCCUGUGCGAAACUAGAGGCUCUGCAAGAUGGAAGGAGGAUUCACGGUGUUGUUAACAAGACUCCUGCCUUCUCAAAUGUGUUUGUGGGAAGCUCAUUGAUCGACAUGUACAUGAGGUGUGGAAAAGUUGACGAAGCUCGACGAGUCUUCAACGCCAUGCCAGAACACAACUUGGUAACAUGGAAAGUGAUAAUUACAGGAUUUGCUCAGAAUGACCUCUGUGAAGAGGCUUUUAAGUAUAUGUACCUAAUGCAGCAACAAGGGCACGACGCUGAUGACUUUAUGCUUUCAAAAGUUCUGACAUCAUGCGGUGAUCUUCAAUGGAAGUCAGAUUCCAUCUCUUUUUCUGGCUCGAAUACUGGUUCACUCAGAUAGAUUUGUACUUAUUGUGCUAAUGUUAUCAUAAAGCUGCACAUGUGGCUCUGCUGACCUCAGAUUGGUUGACCUGUUGGCCUAACGUUGCAGCUCAUGCUAAAAGAAGGUGUUAUUUCCUGGUAAUAUGUGCGGAGAAUGCGUAGUUUGUGAAUAUUUUUUCAAGAAGCGUAUUUCUUUUUUCUUGCUUGAUGCUAUAUAUCAAUUUAACAUGUUCUCUAAUAUUUUUCUCACUAAAUUCUGUUCUUGUUCAUUGAAAGAAUCUAAAACCCAAGAUGUUACUUAGAUUCAGAAAGUUUCCAUCCACUUCAUCGGUUUGUUGCUUGAAUAGCUGAUUCUUGCUCUAAUGUUUAGCUUGUCAUAUAAUGUAAUCAGAUACAGUCCCCUCUUAUUUCUGAAUACUUGGGAAAGGUGAUGACAGAGAUAAUGAAACAAGAGCAAAUAAUUGAUGGAGUAAAGCCGUUGCAAUAGUUAUUCUAAUGAAAUGUUCUAUGUCAAAAGUAUUAGUAACAAGCAGCCUGUUAUUAGUUAUCCGUAUACUCUUCCACAUCAGAUCCCCUGUCUGGCCACUUCUUUCCUUUUAUCUUCAUCAUUGAACAGAGAAACAAACUGUAAGAAUACCUUUUGUACUUCAUCUUCUAAGACAUCGCUUGAUUGUUACAUUGUGAAGGAGAUUGCCAUAUGAGUACAUGAUAGAUACAAUUAUUAAUGAUUUCUGCAUUGAAGUCACGCACUACAACUAAAAGAAGAAUGUUAGUUCCUUUUCCAGUACCAUAUGUAUUUUUGUCAUGGAAAUGCAAAUCUUACAAUGAAUACUUAAUGCAUGCGUAAAUAGUGAAAACAUUUGUGACAGAAACACUCGAUCUCCAUAUUAAUAUGUCUGACAUGAGUACAGUGUGAAAUGCCAAUUUUGUUUGUUCUUGGCUUCACCUAUGUCUAUUUUCUGGUUUUGUCACUGCCUUGUAUUGUUUGUAGCAGUAAAAUUACCCAUAUCAACAUCAAGUGUUUGGUUAAUUCUAUUGCAUGGUGCAUGAAUAGAGAACAUGCGCAUGUGUCAUUUCUCUCUGUUUAUUUUCUGGAUGCAUGGCAGAUUUUUUUUUAUUUUUAGAAAAGGAGGUUGACCUCCGGCCUCUGCAUCAAUCGAUGCAUGCAGCCAUAUUAUUAAAAGGCGUAACAAGGUCUUCCACGUUUUUUAUUGAAUUGGCAAAAACUAGCACUUCCAUAUUUUUUAUUGUGGCAGCUGUCUGGGGCUCCAAAAAAUCUAGGUGCUGGAGCUAGGGGUAUAUUAAGGGUGUUGACAUAAGCCUUCUUUAUUCAUGUUAGACUGAAAAUUUAUGCUAAUGGUACUUUAUUUAGCCUACAAACUCCAGGUCUUGCAAGAAACAGGGAGUUGGAGCUCAUUACCUUAACUUGUCUGUGGCCCCAGAGGACAGUUCAAUUUAGUUCAGCAAACACUAGGUGUAUGCAAUUCAUGACUAACCUCUUUAAGUCUGUCUGAACUUCAUUUGGAUCAUAUAGCCUGAAGAAAUUGACACCUUUCUCUUUGGGAAACCAAAAAAAAACAAUUAAAGUGAUUUUUUGAAACAAACAAUUAAAGUGAUUUCAAAUAGUUGGAAUUUGAAUAACUGUAAAGUUCAGUUAAAUAUACAGAAGUGCGAUGCAGUUCUGGACUCGUAUCUUUGAAGCGCCUAGAUCAUAAAUUCUGACUGCAGAACUUGUGGAAGCUAACAUAUUUUGCUUUAAGAUAGACACGAUACAUCAAUCUACUGAAUCCGAAUAUGUAUAUUGGGCAGUUUAUAAAACCAAGUAGUGAAUUGAAUGUGGUAACUCCUUUUGCACACUGUUCUAUUGCCUUCUAACUCAUAUUGCAUAAUUGCAGUUUUCUCCUCCAAACAAUUCUGUCAAUCAUCUCGCUGCUUACAAUUGGGUAUAUAAUUUCUACAUUGUAUAAACAGUAGAUCUAUGUUAGCGAUAUAUUGCCUUACACAACAGCAUGUAUGUCAUGUUGCUGCCCCAUGUGGAGGUCUUUCAACAUGUUUCAUCUAUCCUCAAUGAAUAUGAAUCUUUCCCUACUGGAGAUUCCAUGGACACUAUAAACCUGUACUACUCUUUGUAUUGCUUCACACAAAAUAAUUUGCUAUGUGAAUGAACGGUUAUUUUGCUGAUUAUUUUAUUUUGUCUCCCACUUCUUGAAGCUGGCCUUAUGACUGUGGCAAGUCAGACGGAGAAUCAUGCAAAGGUGUGUCGGGCUCAAGUGAUUCCUUUUACAUUUAAAAACUGAGUCCUACUCUCCCCCCUUCUUUUUAAAAUGGAUAAUAGGGCUUACAGAUGCAAAAACAUGGCAGUUACAGAAAUGGCCAAUCUGGAUGCUGCAGAGGAAAAGGUAAAGAUAAUUAAAUCUGGGUUUGAUCUAGUUUUGGAUAGACUGAUGGUGUUCGGUAAUGAGUAAUGAUAUUUUGGCAGCAAAAAGACCGAAAGCUAUAAGAAUACCUGCCCUUUCCUUGUUCUAAUUUCUCUUAUUUUACAUCAACUUUUUUUUUAAAUAUGUGCAGAAGUAAAAUUUUCCCAAAUUGACAAAUCUCAUGAACGCUUUCAGAUACAUAAUAGAAUCUUUGUUUUAAGGCGUGUUUUCUUGACUUUUGACUGUGCUCAUCUUGCCCUAAUAUCAAGUCCAGGUCACAACUGUUGGAAAUGACAGUCUCUCCCUUCUAGCACGGCAGCACAUUACACAAACACAAGUAACUGAUUAUACCUUAAUACUGAUUUUGGUGCAGCAGCACCAAGCAGCUUUGCCUACACCUUAUGGCAGCACAAAUGGGUCACACUAACUAGAGCAAAAAGUGAUGGUUUUUGUGCUGCAAAGCUGGGCAGCUUUUUAGUAGCUCAUUCAGACAUAUUUAUAGAGUACAAGUAUUCGUGUUCUAAUGGACUUUGGCUACUGAACCUGGACAUGUUCAUGCUGCUUCUAGUGCUCAAUAAAUGAGCUACAAAAUAUCUAAAUUCUAGUCUACAAUACAUGUAUAGAAACUAGAUUUUGCUACUAGAAUAGCCAAGCAGAAAAUAGUGAUCAAGACUUGUCUUUACGGAUGGGAACUCUAUUUAUCUAGGCAAUUCCUCAUAUCUGAUGCACUGGACAGCCACCAUGGUUGGUUUGCCUUCCUUUGAAGCGGAAUGAAAUAGAUAGUUUGACACUGCUAUGAGUUGCCUCCAAAUACAUAUCACCUAUUGCAGUGCCACGGCAUUCCAACUAUGGUUCAUCUCUGCCAUCCUAAUGUGUUCCCCAUCAGGUUUUUUACCAGAGAAAAGGGGUAAUUGCAAUAAAAAGCAGGCAUAAUUAGCUUAAUAACAUAGCUGAACUGUGUAGGUUCCCAGUAACGUCAAUGUUGGGACUUCACCAAGGGGGCUUGCACAUUCUUGUUAUUUCCAACACCUUAGUGAUCUGUUGCAUCUGAAAUUUGUUCAGUGCCUGUGAGAAAGAUUCUGAUAGACGAAGAUGCAGUGUAGUAUAAUCAUUAGAGGCAACAACAAAAGCAUGUUUCAGUUGCGAUGUUUUGUGCCAUGCAUUGUGCUGGUUCAACAGCUUUCUAUGUUGCUUAAGCAUGCUACUCAAGUACUACACUGUGCGGUAACAUCAUUCAUAUCUAAUGAAACACCAAUGUUGUGUAUUGAUCAACACAAUACAUCUCAAGCGAGAGGUGUUGGCUGGAAGUAUAUAUCUUUCUGUUUUUUUUAUGAUGUACUCCCUCCGUAACUUAAUAAGUACUCCCUCCGUCCGGAAUCACUU
This is a messenger RNA of Triticum aestivum (bread wheat), 5948 nucleotides long. RefSeq names its product pentatricopeptide repeat-containing protein At4g18520, chloroplastic. The record is from RefSeq and is a predicted model, not a curated record. Gene Ontology annotation, molecular function: protein binding. The transcript is spliced from 2 exons. Bases 302 to 2167 code for a protein of 621 amino acids. NCBI's taxonomy places the organism in Eukaryota, Viridiplantae, Streptophyta, Magnoliopsida, Poales, Poaceae.